Molecule: messenger RNA, 1590 nt
Organism: Penicillium chermesinum
Lineage: Eukaryota; Fungi; Ascomycota; Eurotiomycetes; Eurotiales; Aspergillaceae
Exons: 5
Coding region: 1-1590 (529 amino acids)
Biological process (GO): amino acid transmembrane transport
Cellular component (GO): membrane
Molecular function (GO): L-amino acid transmembrane transporter activity
Source: RefSeq, a predicted model, not a curated record
AUGACGAGCGACAUCACGAAAGAAGAGGCCACCAGCCCACCGGAAAAAGGAGGUUUCGACAAUUCAGCCUCGGUCGUAGGGAGCGACGAACAACAUGCCCAGGCCGGAGAACUGGGCUUCGAAGAGGCCACCCGGGGUGGGAUGGGCCGGCAUCUGGGCAUCACGUCCACUAUCUUCCUAAUCGUCGGUCGGAUUAUUGGGGUGGGUAUCUUUUCCACUCCCUCCUCCGUGACGGAGAGCGUGGGCAGCGUGGGGGCGGCAAUGCUCUUGUGGCUUCUGGGCUUCCUUCUCGCUGCAUCGGGUCUUGCCGUCUGGCUUGAGCUGGGGAGUAUGCUCCCUCGUAGCGGAGGAGAGAAGGUCUUCUUGGAGGCCGUCUACACCAAGCCCAAGUUAUUGGCCACGGUUGUCUUCGCGGUUCAGGCAGUGGCCUUGGGUUUCACUGCAUCUGGCUGCGUUGUGUUCGCGUCCUAUGUGGUCGUCGCCGCGGGUCAUAAGGCAACGGAAUGGGAGGAGCGAGGGAUCGCCAUCUCGGUCCUGGUAUUUAUCACCCUUCUCCAUACUUUCUUCCCCAAGUGGGGUGUUCGCGGGAUGGAUGUCCUCGGUGUUUACAAGAUUAUCCUUUUAUUGUUCAUCGUCGUCACCGGCUGGGUUGUCCUCAGCGGGCGGAUAUCGAGCAUUCCUGAUCCGGAGGCCAACUUUCGCAAUGCAUUUGCCGGGUCAGCGACAUCCAGUAACCUCUAUGCUAUUGGGCUAUUCAAAGUCUUGAAUUCGUUCAGCGGCUGGUCAAAUGCCGCCUAUGUUGCCAACGAGAUCCGCAACCCGAUACGAACCGUGAAGAUCGCCGCUCCGAUCGGUCUUGGGAUUUGCGGUGUCUUGUAUAUGCUCGCCAAUGUCGCGUACUAUUCGGCGGGCACGAAGGAGGAGAUUGCUCACAGUGGCACAACCGUGGCGUCCUUCUUCAUGGGCAAGGUGUUCGGUCCUGCAGCCGAGAAGGCAUUGAGUGCUCUAGUCGCGGUGUCCGCGUUCGGGAACGUGUUGACGAUCACCUUCGCACAGUCUCGAGUGAAUCAAGAACUUGCCAAAGAAGGCGUUAUUCCGUUCCCCAAGUUUUGGGCUUCAAGCUGGCCGUUUGGGUCUCCGUCUGCCGGACUCCUGCUGCAUUUCAUCCCGUCCUUUAUCGUGAUCAUCGCCAUUCCUUUUGGUGAUGCCUAUGACUUCAUCAUCGACCUGGAGGGUUAUCCCUCCAGUGUCAUCUAUUUCUUUGUCGUUGCGGGGCUAUUCUAUCUCCGGUGGUCUGCCCCAAACAUCCAUCGGCCAUUCAAGGUAUGGUGGCCUGUGGCAGCUUUCUUCAUGUUGGGCCAGGCUUUCCAGCUUGUAGCCCCGUUUAUUCGACCUCCAGGUGGAAAGGGCGAUACGUCCUUGCCGUACUGGCUCUCUUCCGUUGUCGGAAUUGUCAUUCUGGUUGCCGCUGUGGUGUACUGGGCUGUAUGGCAGUUGGUUCUGCCGGCCAUCGGGGGUUAUCGGCUGGUCCCAGAGCACGAAGUCCUCGCGGAUGGUACCACGGUCGUCACCUACAAAAAGACAAAAUAG